Molecule: messenger RNA, 1959 nt
Organism: Theileria equi strain WA
Lineage: Eukaryota; Apicomplexa; Aconoidasida; Piroplasmida; Theileriidae
Exons: 5
Coding region: 1-1959 (652 amino acids)
Biological process (GO): regulation of DNA-templated transcription
Molecular function (GO): DNA-binding transcription factor activity
Source: RefSeq, a predicted model, not a curated record
AUGAAUAAACAGCAGUUCAUUCCAGUCAAUCUCUACUUCCAUACUAACAAACAGGAGUGGAGAGCAAGAUAUAUUGAUAAUGGAGUAAAGAAGGCUAAGCACUUUUCUUGUAAACGCUACAACUACAAGAGAGCCUAUUUGCUGGGAACUGUUUUUAUGAGAUAUCUACACAAUGAAGCUGAUUUACCUAGCAACGAAUUUUUAACUCUUUGGCUUUCAGUAGUUCAGAACUUUAAGAGUUUAGAAGAGAAUUAUAAACCCAAAGAGCCAGUAAAUAAAGAGUGCAGAUUUAGUUCCAGAAUAAGGCGUACUACACAGACAGAAAAUGUCCAAGUGGAGAAUUUGAAUGAAGUUUUGGAUUAUCUUCACGUUGACAAUCGUGAGUUUAUGAACAAGGUAAUCGAUGAUGUGGAGUUUAAGACUUUUAUUUCAAAGCCAUCAUCACCAAGUAUACCUGAUAUACAUAUUGGAGGCCUAAGAAAUGAUGCUGAACAGCUCUACCAGGCCUUGAGCAAAUAUAAAGCUAGGCCUAACGUUCCCAGUGACAACCCUCUGCGAGUUAAAGAGAUUAAGGUGGAGCCAAGUAAAAAUUCUCUCCACAAUACCUUCAUGAGAAUAUUUGGUAAGAUAUCUAACAGCAUUACUAUAUCCAAGAAUGUUAAGUUAGAGGAAUCAGAUCCCAAAGAUUCUUCUAGAGAAGGUACAUCAAAACCCAGUGAUGAUAAAGCUCCUGAUGAAUCGCAUGAUCGUAAAUCCAAUUAUGCAAAUUUUGACCUGAAAAGUCAGGUCUCACUUUUGAAGAGGAUUAAUAAUACACUUUUAAAAGAUGUUCACCCUUUAUUAGUAAAACAACUUGAAUCAGGAAAUACAAUGCACGAAAGUUUUGAUAUAUUUUCUAGUGACCCAUUAAAUACCCUAUUAGAUACGUUGGAAUCUAUAAUAGAUCAUAACAAACGUAUAAUAAAGAAGAUGUGUCCAGACAUGGAUUCUGAAGUAGAACAAUUUUGUCAUCCACCUUCGUUAAAGUAUCCCUUGGAUACAUUUUCGCAGGAUCUAAUAUGUGAUGUGAGGAUGUCGAACAUACUCGAAGAACCUAUUAUUAACAUGCAAAACCCGCGUAAUAGCCUUUAUGAUCAGGCUAAUUCGGGUUAUUUACCAAAGCCUUCUAAUCACUCCGCUAUAAUAAAGGAGGAGGAUAAUGAAAAAAUGGACGAUAAAAAUUUAAAACAAUCUAUGGAAUACAGAAAGAUUUGUAACGAAAAACUUCGAAGUUUAAUUGAGCAGACGGAAGAUUUAGAUUCCGAUGAUUUCUAUACUGUUGUUUCAAAGUGUAUAGAUGAUGAAUCCAAAGCAAUGAGCGAUUUGGAAUCUUUAAUUAAGAUUAGCAAUCGCACUGGAAAUAAACUACAGGAUGAACACAGUUUAUUAUUUGGUACAAAGCUUUAUGAUGUUGACGGAGAAUAUAGAAAUAAACACAUACAGGUCUCCUAUGUAAACGGCAAAAUAAUUCCAUCUUCAGCAAUGCAUCUUCAACACGAAUUUUCCAGAAAAGAUACCGGCAUAGUUUUACGUGGACGCGAUAAAAUUGAUGUAUAUUUUGAUGUAUUGUUAAAGAAUCUAACAAAAUACAAAAAUCAGGGAUCAUAUAUAUUACAGAUUUUGGGUACAAUGUCAUUUAUAGACAAAAAGAUCAAUUCGAUAGUAGCUCAGUACGAAAAGAUGCAUAGAGCUCUUUAUAGAUAUCAUAGUGAACACAAAGAUGCCGAUUCUACACAUGCUUUGGAGGAAUUGCUUAACCUGGAAGUUUUGCAUAUAGUCUGCGAAACUUUGAUUGAAACAAAGAUGAAGUUCAUCAAUCAGAUUUAUGGUAAUGUGAAUGCACAACUCGGAAUACUGCAUUCUAUUAUGCCUGCAAAAUACUAUGAUGCUUUCACCAGAAUUCUCUAUGGAAUUAAGUAA